Serendipita indica DSM 11827 is the source of this 615-nucleotide messenger RNA. The record is from the annotation of a GenBank genome assembly. Lineage: Eukaryota; Fungi; Basidiomycota; Agaricomycetes; Sebacinales; Serendipitaceae.
AUGUCGCGCCAAUACCAGUUCAAGCUCGUUUUACUCGGAGAGAGCGCUGUUGGAAAGUCUAGCUUGGUUCUACGUUUCGUCAAAGACCAGUUUGAUGAUUACAGAGAAUCGACUAUUGGAGCUGCAUUCUUGACACAAACGGUGCAAUUGGAUGAUCAAACAACUAUCCGCUUUGAGAUAUGGGAUACGGCUGGUCAGGAGCGAUAUAAAUCCCUGGCCCCCAUGUACUACCGAAACGCGAAUUGUGCGGUUGUGGUGUAUGAUAUUACCCAAAGCGCUUCUUUGGAGAAGGCACGAUCGUGGAUCCGAGAAUUGCAACGUCAAGCGGACCCGUCCAUUAUCAUUGCGCUCUGCGGCAACAAGACGGAUUUGGAGGCCCGCCGACAGGUUACACAAGAAGAGGCAAAGAAGUAUGCAGAAGAAGAGGGAUUGAUGUGGUGCGAGGCAAGCGCAAAGACUGGUGAGGGUGUCCAAGAUAUCUUCAUGGCAAUCGCCAAAAAGCUACCAUUAUCCGCUCCACAAAGUCAGAAAGGGCAAGCACGAGCCGGCGGGCAGCCUCGAGGCGUUGAUUUGAGCUCAAAGCCUGCGGCCGAGCAAGACGGAUGCAACUGCUGA